AUGGCUGAACAUUUGGAGUUUUUUUUUCAAAACAUAAAUAGAAAUCCAGAAAGCAUUAUAAUAGAAAUUGGCGGCUAUGUUGGUAAUCAUGCGAAGAAACUUGCAAAACAGAAUGUUCAAACAUACGUAGUUGUAGAACCGAUUAAAAAGUAUUAUGACCAACUGACAAGUAAUAUGAAGUCCUAUGGAGGAAAAACUACUUUUCAUUUUUUCAAUUUUGGUUUAGGAAAACAAUACAGCAAAGUGGCAAUUAACGACGAUGACGUCCGAACCUCACUAUUCAAUCUCAACAAAAAUACACCUUCAAAAACUAUUGAUGUAUUUAAUGUCAUUGACUUUUUCGUAUAUUUGGGUGUUGCAUGCGUUGAUGUUCAAUUGUUGAGUAUAAAUUGCGAAGGCUGCGAAUUUGAAGUCAUAGAAGAGUUAGCAACUACAAGUCUGAUAGAAAAAGUUGUCAACAUACAGUUUCAGCCACAUUACGUAUAUACAAAUGUAGGUAAUUUCUCUUGUAGAUAUUGUCGUCUGAUUGAAUUGUUGUCAAGAACUCAUGAACUAUCCUACCGAUUUAAUGUUAUUUGGGAAAUGUGGAGAAAAAAGUAUGGGAUUUGA
Messenger RNA from Mytilus californianus (California mussel), 609 nucleotides. RefSeq lists its product as uncharacterized. The record is from RefSeq and is a predicted model, not a curated record. The transcript has 2 exons. Bases 1 to 609 code for a protein of 202 amino acids. Lineage: Eukaryota; Metazoa; Mollusca; Bivalvia; Mytilida; Mytilidae.